AUGGAGAAGAAGGCCCCUUUUUCCUUCGAGGUCCCGGGCAUGGAAAAAGUUGAAGGAGAAACGAUACCGCGCCGGAACAUCCGCUGCAAAGAUGGCCUCAUCACGCAGCCCGAUCCGUCGAUCAGCACGGUCUACGAUAUCGUGACCUACGCCGCCAAAAGGUUUGGGAAUGCCAAAUGUAUCGGAUCGAGAACCGUGCUCGACGUACACAAGGAGAAAAAGAUGGUCAAGAAGUUGGUCGAUGGUCGGGAGACCGAGGUUGAGAAGGAAUGGUCCUACUUUGAAUUAAGUCCUUACCAAUAUCUGUCCUUUGUUGAGUUUCAGAAGCUCGUCGGCACGCUGGGUGCGGGUUUGAAGAAACUCGGCUUGACCAAGGGCGACAAAAUCCAUCUCUACGGCGCGACGAGCAUGAACUGGCUCUCGAUGGCACACGGCGCUUUCACUCAGUCCUUUACGAUCGUCACUGCUUAUGACACUCUUGGUCUCGAGGGUCUGCAGUCGUCGCUCAAGCAGACCAAAUCGAAGACCGUGUUCCUAGACUCCGGCCUUCUGCCGAUCCUCAAGAACGCUUUGUCCGAGGCACCGGAAGUAGAGCAUAUUAUCUUGAACACCGAGUCCAAAGUGAACUUGGAGGAGCUAGAUAAACUCAAGGCGAAAUUCCCCAGCAUCCAGGUGAUCUCAUUCGAUGAACUCAAGACGCUGGGAGAAGAAAACCCGGCAGAGCAUGUUGUGCCGGGGCCGGACGACCUGGCCUGCGUGAUGUAUACCUCCGGGACCUCGGGCACGCCGAAAGGUGUGACCAUCAAGCAUAAGUCCGUCGUCGCCUCCGUUGCCGGUGCCAGUUCAAUUGUUGGCGACUAUAUAGGACCCGGCGAUAGUCUCCUGACCUACCUCCCGCAAGCUCACAUCAUCGAAUUCAUCUUUGAAAAUGCCGCCCUCUUCUGGGGCGCCACGAUGGGAUAUGGAUCCCCGAAGACCCUAACCGAUACCUCCGUCCGCAAAUGUAAGGGCGACAUCCUCGAAUUCCGCCCCAGCAUUCUCAUCGGCGUUCCUGCCGUCUGGGAGACCAUUCGCAAGGGGAUCGUGUCCAAGGUGAAUGGGGGUGGGUUGAUUGCCAGGAACCUAUUCUGGGCCGCUCUAUCACUGAAACAACUGUUGUUGUCCAGUGGCGUCCCUGGCGUCAAGCUGCUGGAUGCCAUCGUAUUUAACAAAGUCCGAGCGGCCACCGGUGGCAGACUUCGCAUCUGUAUGUCUGGCGGCGGUCCCCUUGCCAAGGACACCCAAAAGUUCAUUUCGACGGCUAUUUGCCCUCUCAUCAGUGGUUACGGACUGACCGAAACCGGCGGUAUGGGUGCGCUAAACGACCCUCGUGCUCUCACGUUCGAGGCCCACGGCGAUAUCCCCGCAUCUGUCGAGGAGAAACUGGUGGACUUCCCGGAAGCGGGGUAUUUCACUUCCAACGACCCCCCUCAAGGUGAACUGUGGAUCCGUGGUCCCUCGGUCACCGGGGGAUACUACAACAACGAAGAGGAGACGAAGGCCGCCCUGCGAGAGGAUGGAUGGUUCAUGACGGGCGAUAUCGCCGAGUUCGACAAGAACGGUCAUGUCAAGAUCAUCGAUCGCAAGAAGAACCUCGUUAAGACCUUGAACGGCGAAUACAUCGCCUUGGAGAAGCUAGAAUCCAUCUACCGUGCAUCGCCAUUGGUCGCUAACAUCUGCGUCUACGCGGCCCAAGAUCAGCCAAAGCCCGUCGCGAUCAUUGUUCCGGCCGAGCCGGCUUUGCUGAAGCUCGCCCAGACUAACGGCAUCACGGGCCAUGGCAUCGAGGAUCUUGUGGAGAACCCACAGAUCAACAGCCUUGUUCUGCGGGAACUCCAGAAGGCCGGCCGACAAGGCCAGUUGAGCAACCUCGAGAUCAUAGACGGAGUUGUUUUGGAUAAGGAUGAGUGGACGCCUCAGAACGGCUAUGUCACCGCCGCACAGAAGAUCCAGCGCAAGAAGAUCUUCGAGAAGAACAAAGAAGGCGUUGCCAAGGCGUACGGUCGGGGAUAG
This is a messenger RNA of Aspergillus steynii IBT 23096, 2052 nucleotides long. RefSeq names its product fatty acid activator Faa4. The record is from RefSeq and is a predicted model, not a curated record. Gene Ontology annotation, cellular component: lipid droplet; endoplasmic reticulum; plasma membrane. Gene Ontology annotation, biological process: long-chain fatty-acyl-CoA metabolic process; long-chain fatty acid metabolic process. NCBI's taxonomy places the organism in Eukaryota, Fungi, Ascomycota, Eurotiomycetes, Eurotiales, Aspergillaceae. The transcript is spliced from 3 exons. Gene Ontology annotation, molecular function: long-chain fatty acid-CoA ligase activity. The coding region runs from base 1 to 2052 and encodes 683 amino acids.